GGGAUCCUUCUCAUCCUGAUGUGCACCUCCUUGACCCUGUUUUGAAAUGCAGAUCAGGGUAGGAGCUGUGCUGUGUCAGCUCAUAGCCCUAUCCUCCUCUAGCUGAGUCCUGCUAGGAAAAGCAGGAGGUCCCUGGACCUUGGAGCUGGGCUUCCUGCCACUAAGGGGAUAGGAAGCGCUGGGCAUGUUGGUGCAUGCUUUUAGUCCCAGCACUCAGGAGGCAGAGGCAGGCAGCUGACCUACAUGAGUUGGAAGCCAGCCAGGUCUACAAAGUGAGUUUCAGGACAGACAGGGCUACACAGAGAAACCUUGUCUCAGAAAAACAAUCCAAAACAAAAAAGUGGGAUAGGAGGCAGGGAGCUGCCUUGGGAGUAGAUACUAUGUACAUGGGAAGGCUACAGAACAGUGAAAAUACAAUGGAGUAAAAAAUGUGUUUGAGUGACAUCAAGCACAAGGCAGGUUUUUUUUUCAAUUAGUGCUUGUGGCAGGACUCCUCUCUGGAGUCUUUUCCUGCUUCUCUUCUUCAGUGUUGGUUGUUGGGGGUAGGUACCCCUCUGUAGAACCCUGCAUUGUCCCUUCUGAUUGACUGUGCAGAAGACGAUGGGAGGUCCACUAGUAGGAGCUCACCUAUGGUGGUCUAUAAGAGGAGUAGGUGGCCAGGUUCUUAGGGGCUGUUAAGGGUGGAGGGACCCUUGAGUCCUGAUGGGCACCUUAUCAGCAAGUGCCAGACAAGAACAGACCUUGGGUGAGCCCUGUUAUCAGUCCCAGAGUCCACAGGACACACUUGGAUUAAUGUGUAACCUUACAAGGCUUCCCCUCUGCCCUCUGAAGCCACUGGUUCCUAAAUAGACACCAUUCAACAUGGAUGCUAGAAAAGAGGGGCUGCUUCUGAAGACACUCUUCUCAGACCAACACCCACAGGUCCGCAAGUGGCUGGUCCCCUUCAUCCUUGCCUGCUCCUUCUACUUCCUACUCUGGAUUCCUGAGGACCAACCGUCCUGGGUCAGUGCCCUGGUCAAGUGCCUGCCCAUCCUCUGCCUGGUUGUGUUCCUGUGGGCUGUGACCCCUGGUAGGAGCUCCUCCUGGCUCCUCCAAGGAGCUCUUGUGUGUUCUGCUGUGGGCGAUGCCUGCCUCAUCUGGCCUGAAGCUUUCCUUUAUGGCAUGGCUGCCUUCUCUGCUGCCCACUUAUUCUACCUCCGGGCCUUUGGCCUGUCCCCUCUGCAGCCCGGAUUGCUGCUGUACAUCAUGUUGGCCUCUCUCAUAUACUGCAGCUUCCUCUUGCCACACCUUGAGCCGGACAUGGUCCUUCCUGUGUUGGCCUAUGGGCUGAUCCUGAGCUCCAUGCUGUGGCGCAGCCUUGUCAGGGGUGGGAGUGCUGGCUGGGGUGGUGUGCUCUUCACAAUCUCCGAUGGUGUGCUGGCCUGGAACGCUUUCAUUCGUUCCUUACCUUUUGCUCGUCAUGUGAUCAUGACCACCUACUAUGCAGCCCAGCUCCUUCUCAUCCUGUCAGGCCUUAGGAACCCAGGGCUCAAAACCCACUAAUGCAGAA
Molecule: messenger RNA, 1549 nt
Organism: Alexandromys fortis (reed vole)
Lineage: Eukaryota; Metazoa; Chordata; Mammalia; Rodentia; Cricetidae
Gene: Tmem86b
Product: transmembrane protein 86B
Exons: 3
Coding region: 862-1542 (226 amino acids)
Biological process (GO): ether lipid metabolic process
Cellular component (GO): membrane
Molecular function (GO): alkenylglycerophosphocholine hydrolase activity
Source: RefSeq, a predicted model, not a curated record